AUGUUGGUCUCGCGUGCACGUGCGCCUCAUGUUACCCAUUUUUAUUCGUACAAGUUCCAAGCAGGUGGCUAUCGCCAGAGCGAGGAGUCGUCUCAAUGGUAUAACCAAGGGAACGUUGCUAUUCGGCCGCAAGACUCGCCUCAAGUGCAAUCCUUGUUACCUCCCUCAUAUGACGACAUCUGUGAUGCGGUUUGUGUCGUUUUUACCGGUCAUAACCAGUCACCCACUCACGAGACGUUGAAAAAAAUGCAACCAAUUCUUGUUACCAAGAGCAUUGUCAAGACCCUGAUUGAUUUUUUGACAGCCAGGAAUCUGUGGUAUCAGCACAGUGAGGUUUCUAUUGGAAUCCAUCAACCCGACGGGAAAUAA
This is a messenger RNA of Suillus discolor, 369 nucleotides long. RefSeq lists its product as uncharacterized. Bases 1 to 369 code for a protein of 122 amino acids. The transcript has a single exon. Lineage: Eukaryota; Fungi; Basidiomycota; Agaricomycetes; Boletales; Suillaceae. The record is from RefSeq and is a predicted model, not a curated record.